Messenger RNA from Dermatophagoides farinae (American house dust mite), 696 nucleotides. The record is from RefSeq and is a predicted model, not a curated record. Lineage: Eukaryota; Metazoa; Arthropoda; Arachnida; Sarcoptiformes; Pyroglyphidae.
AUGGUGACAAUUUUGGUUAAUAACCUGUCAUGGUUAAUACCAAUCAUCAUAGCACAGGAAUUUAAAAUGAAUACAACAUAUUUUCCAAUGGAAAUUUUAUUUCAAAUCUGUUAUCGAAAACGUUUAGAAUGGCUUUCCGGUAAAGAGCGAACACAAUUUGCCGAAUGUUGUGGCCAAUUAUAUAUGUGUUCUUGUUUGUUUAAGAUGUGUGCUAAAGAGUAUUGGAUAAAACAAUCAUAUUGGUGUCAAGGAGCACCUUUUGCGGAAUGUCAUAUCGAUGAAUUUUGUAACUAUAUAUUCGCCAAUAAAACACAUCCUAUAGAAAUAAUUUGCGCACAUCAUUUAACCAAUCGUUUAGGAUUUUGGUCAAACAUUUUAUUUCUAUUAUCAACAGUGUUCGUAAUGUUCCUAAUGAUUUUGAUGGUCUGGAUCGGUAGAAUUGUAUUGCAGAAUAAUAACAAUAAAAAUCAAAAUGACAAUAUGCAAAUUUCGCCGUCAAAUGAAAGUAUCAGAGAAAGCAAAUCACGUAUCACGAAUAAAAUUUCAUCGAUAAAUAAUUCUGCGACUAAACGACGAUCCAGUGAAAAGAUAAAAUCAAAUAGACAAACUCGAAAGACUUCGAAGGUGAAACAAAAACGUCAAAAAAGUGUCAGUAGUAAUCUGACGGUAUCAAAAAUAAAUUUUUAUUUACAAUAA